UGUAUGUUAGCAACUAAAUCUGACAAAAGAAAUGAUGUCGCCACCUUCCUCCUUUCUCUUUCUCUUCCAUCAUCCGACCUUCCAUCCUUUUCAAUUUCUUCAUUCAUCGGUGGAUUAACUUGGCAGCUAUUAGUGGACUUCAAGGAUGGCAAUGAAUAAUAGACGGUUAGAAUUUGGGAGGCCUGUCUCAAGUAAAAGAAGAUUGAAGGAUUUGUUGGUUCAGAAAGAUAAUCGCUUUUGUGCUGAUUGUGGUGCUCCAGAUCCUAAAUGGGCGUCAGCCAAUAUUGGGGUUUUUGUUUGCUUAAAAUGUUGUGGAGUGCACAGAAGUCUUGGUACUCAUAUAUCAAGGAUUUUGUCUGUGACAUUGGAUGAAUGGUCAAAUGAUGAAAUAGAUGCAAUGGUGGAAGUUGGAGGAAAUGCUUCUGCUAAUUCGAUAUAUGAGGCAUAUAUUCCAGAAGGAUGUACAAAACCUGGACCAGAUGCUAGUCAUGAGCAACGUGUAAAAUUCAUCAGGUCAAAGUAUGAGCGUCAAGAAUUUUUGAAACAUAGUUUGCGCAUUGUAUCAACAAAAAGCAAUCGUCAAUCAAGUUUUUCUAAAAAGAUUAUGGAUAGCUUUCGAAGUACUAGUGGUUCAAAGAAUAUGGAAGGAAUGGUAGAAUUUAUGGGAAUGUUGAAGGUGAAAGUGGUCAAUGGCACAAAUUUAGCAAUCAGAGAUAUGAUGUCAAGCGAUCCAUAUGUUGUUUUGAAGCUUGGACAACAGACUGUUCAGACAGCUGUAAUAAAGAGUAAUUUGAAUCCAGUUUGGAAUGAGGAGCUUAUGUUAUCUGUUCCUCAGCAAUUUGGACCACUGAGUAUGAGGGUAUUUGAUCAUGACUUGUUUUCAGCUGAUGAUAUAAUGGGAGAAGCAGAGAUUGAUCUUCAACCUUUAAUAACAUCUGCAAUAGCAUUUGGAGAUGCUGGAAUGUUUGAUGAUAUGCAGAUAGGAAAAUGGUUGAAAUCCAAUGACAAUGCACUUAUAGAAGAUAGCAUUGUCAAUAUCAUUGAUGGUAAGGUUAAACAAGACAUUUCAAUCAAGCUCCAAAAUGUCGAAUGUGGAGAAAUAUACUUAGAACUUGAGUGGAUAUGUCUUGAAUAAUAGGUGCAUGUCUUACUAUUAUUAACAUAUCCAUAUUCUUUUUCAGAAAUGUCUAUAAUUUUUUCUACUUUUGAUUGAUCAUCCUAUAAAUAUCCAAAAUCUAUUCUUUUGGGUC
Messenger RNA from Cicer arietinum (chickpea), 1250 nucleotides. Its product is annotated as ADP-ribosylation factor GTPase-activating protein AGD12-like. The record is from RefSeq and is a predicted model, not a curated record. Gene Ontology annotation, molecular function: phospholipid binding; GTPase activator activity. Lineage: Eukaryota; Viridiplantae; Streptophyta; Magnoliopsida; Fabales; Fabaceae.